AUUAUUUUUAUGGCUGCAGGGUCCUGUUUCAAUCACUGGCGUCAGGCAGGCGCACGACACGAGCUCAAAGUCUUUCACCUUCUGCGUAUCGCCGUAAAUAUUGCGAACAACAAAACUAGGCUACAACACAUUUUUGAGAGUUUUAAUUUGCCAUCAACCUAAUAGAAGCUGACGGUUCUAGUGUCCUUCACUUGUGACUUUGAGAAGGUGUCUCCUUUGGACUUGUAGGACCUAGGCUACAGUCUUUUUUUUCACGCAGCGUAAGUAAUGGAAGAAAGACUAAAUAUAUUUUUAGGGAUUGGUUGAGUAACCCAUCGGGUUUCCCUAGUUGGUGGACAUUAUUGCAUACAUGGGAAUGGUUUGGUAGCCUACAUUGAUACAUUGUUACUUUUUUCCGGGCUCCACAUUUUGGAUUAAUCAUAAUAACACGCUACUUUUUUCUCUCUGAAUGCGUUCCAAAUACGAUGAUGUCAUCGACUCCACAUUUCCUCAAGUUAUGGCGGAGCUGAAGUUUUCUAACUUGUCUUGAUGACUGACAGGGGGCGCUGUUCUGAAGUCACCGUCCGCCAUUAUGAUACUCUUCAAAACGAACAGCUUCCAUAGGAAUUCAUGAGCGCUGAGAGCACUAGUGUUUGCUGAUGGAGCACCUCCAGGGAGCGUGGAAGACCCUGAGCAACGGCUUUGGAAUGAAGGACUCUGUGUUCGACGGCCCCUGUCUCUCCCCCACCAUGGUUCAGGGCUUUCCCUACCAGCGCCGCGCCUCAGACGACAGCAAGAUCCCCGACUCUAAGACCAGCAGCACCAUCCGAGUCUACCUCCCCAACCAGCAGCGCACCGUGGUGAACGUGAGGCCAGGUAUGACCCUGCACAGCUGCCUGAUCAAAGCGCUGAAGGUGCGGGGUCUGCAGCCGGAGUGCUGUGCUGUCUUCAGACUGCACCCAGGACAGAGGAGUAAAAAGUCACGUAUGGAUUGGAAUACCGACUCUACCUCACUAAUUGGGGAAGAACUGCUGGUGGAAGUUUUAGAUCACGUCCCCUUGACGACGCACAACUUUGUUCGGAAAACAUUUCUUAAGUUAGCCUUCUGCGAUAUAUGCCAGAAGUUCCUUUUGAAUGGUUUCCGUUGCCAAACAUGCGGCUACAAAUUCCAUGAGCAUUGCAGCACCAAAGUGCCCACGAUGUGUGUGGAUUGGAGCAACAUCAGACAGCUCCUGUUGUUCCCUACAUCAGGUGAAAGUGGGGGUCCAUCUCUUCCUCCUCUUACAUCUCGACGAAUGAGAGAAUCACUAUCCCGAUUCCCUAGCAGCUCUCUGCACCGCUACUCCACCCCUCACGCCUUCAACUACACGGCCCCCUACCCACCCACAGGGGGCACUCUGUCCCAGAGGCAGCGCUCCACCUCCACGCCCAACGUCCACAUGGUCAGCACCACCCUGCCCGUCGACAGCAGCAUGAUCGAGCUAGAUUGCCUGAAUGCCUCCCCUAGCUCCUGGUGCAGGCGCUUCUGGCUGAAGAGGAGAGUAGGUAUUGUUCGCUUCUCCAACUCUUUUCUUGAGGCGACGUCAGAGAGCCCAGCCAAGGAGGCAAUGCGUAAUCAUGAAGCAAUGCGUAAUCAUGACUCAGACGGGAGUUCCCCCAGCCAGAGUCCCACAAGCUGGUCUCAGUCUAAAACCCCAGCGCCAGACAGACGAGAAAGGGCUCCGUCAUUCAACGCUCAGGAGAAACACAAAAUACGUCCGAGGGACAAGCGGGACUCUAGUUACUACUGGGAGAUCGAGGCAAGUGAAGUGGUGCUGCACUCCUGUAUCGGCUCAGGCUCCUUCGGAACGGUAUUCAAAGGGAAAUGGCACGGUGACGUAGCGGUGAAGAUCCUAAAGGUGAUUGACCCCACACCGGAACAGUUCCAGGCCUUCAGAAACGAGGUGGCUGUGCUUAGGAAAACGCGACACGUCAACAUCCUGUUGUUCAUGGGCUACAUGACGAAGGACAACCUGGCCAUCGUGACCCAGUGGUGUGAGGGCAGCAGCCUCUACAAACACCUCCACGUCCAGGAGACCAACUUACAGAUGUUCCAGCUCAUAGACAUCGCCAGGCAGACAGCUCAGGGCAUGGACUAUUUGCAUGCCAAAAACAUCAUCCACAGGGACAUGAAAUCAAACAAUAUCUUCCUACACGAGGGCCUGACGGUGAAGAUUGGAGACUUUGGUCUGGCCACGGUCAAAGCCAGGUGGAGUGGAUCUCACCAGGUGGAGCAACCCUCAGGGUCCAUACUGUGGAUGGCUCCCGAGGUUAUCCGGAUGCAGGACAAUAUGCCCUAUAGUUUCCAGUCUGACGUGUACUCUUACGGUGUUGUUCUCUAUGAGCUGAUGACGGGAGAGCUGCCAUACUCACAGAUAGCCAACAGAGACCAGAUCAUCUUCAUGGUGGGCCGGGGGUACCUUUCUCCAGACCUCAGUAAGCUUUAUAAGAGCUGCCCCAAAGCCAUGAAGAGGCUGGUGGCUGACUGCAUCAAGAAAAUCAAAGACGAGAGGCCUCUGUUCCCCCAGAUCCUGUCGUCCAUCGAGCUGCUCCAGCACUCCCUGCCUAAGAUCAACCGCAGUACCUCAGAACCCUCCCUGCACAGAGCCUCCCACACCGAGGACAUCAAUGUCUUCACAUCAACCUAUAGCAGGCUGCCUGUGUUCUAGAACUGCAGUACCCAACCUGCCCCUCCUACCUGCUCCUGUUACAAAACAUACACACGUGUGCAUGAGUGUGCAUACACACACAUGCAGACACAUACGCAGACACACACAUGCAGACACACACACACACACACAGAUUGAAUAUCUAAGGCGUAGAGGAAGAGGACUGACUGGGGGGAAAGGUGACAGUGAAUGGGAUCAAUAUAGGAUUUCAGUCACUGAUUGAGUUGUGUCAGUGAAGGUUUUGGUGUGGAGAGCAGAGCAGAGAAAAACUACCCAUUGGGUUGGAGAAGAUGAUUGACAGUGAAGGAAAUUAUUGCCCAUUUAUAGGGUUAAUCAGAGGCCUAAUUUUCCCCAUGGCUAAUAUGGGUGCAAUGGACAGAUUGGCAAUGCAGUUAGUGAAAUAUGUGAAAGAAAGCACACCUACCUGGGGACAGUGAGGCAGCACCCUCUGUAGGUCGGGAACAACCGGAUGCACCCGGUUUUCAGGGGAAAUGGAAAGAGAGCCUGUGACACGACUUCCACUUCCACUUUGUUUGCUGGGCAGGUGGCCUAAUGGUUAGAGCGUUGGGCCAGUAACCAAAAGGUUGCCAGUUUGAAUCCCAGAUCCGACAAGGCGACAAUUCUGUGUGUGCAAUUGAUGAUAAAUGUAAUGUAAUGCUUUUGGACAUUAACAAGGCGACACUCCAUCUUAACUCCUCCUCCAGAUUUACUGGAUUGGUUCAACAGUGCAUAAAAUAACCUCCCCCGUCAGUGUUUUUCUCUCGUCAGGACCAGAAAGAAAGAAAUGCUGCUCAGGUGUUUCUUUUACGCCUGCUACUUUAGGUUAGUGAGGCAGAGACUUUGAAGGAAACGCAUGAGAGAGAGCAAUAUGUAGCUCUCUCUCUGCGCUGUGAAGCACACCUUUCUGUCUGACUGACAGGGACUGACUGCCUUGGUUUAUUAUGAAGAAGAGCUUCUCUAAGCUGACCUCCCUGAAGAGGAGAUGAAGCCUAGACGAAGACCCUGCACAACCUCACCUCCUAGGGUGAUUCUUAUCAAAAACAAACAGUGUGAUGCAAUCGUUGGUUUCGCAGGGGUAUUUGAUUGUACAUUGUCUUAAAUCAGAUAGAGAUAUUAAAUGAUUAUCAGUCUUCAUCUUCAUGCUUUUAUUCUUUUUUUAUUCAGGAAAAAUGAUAGCCUGUUUUUUAUGUGCACAUUUUAACUAAAGCUAGGGUCCAUGUGAUUGGUUCAUGGCUUUGCUGAGAGUUCUGAUCAGUAUUUACCCACACAUUUUAAUCAGCCUUCUCUUUGGGUAAACCAUCACAAGCUGGAUAUUAGGCAGUUGUCUUUAAUAUGUAAAAAAAUAUUUGAAAUCUAAUUUGCAUUUUGUCUGCCAUGUCUCUUUUAGGAGGUUAAGCAUUUUAUUGUAAACGUGGUGAGAAUGUUGUUUAUUCCAGGUUCUUUUAAUAAAAUUAAGUUAAACUAAA
Molecule: messenger RNA, 4153 nt
Organism: Coregonus clupeaformis (lake whitefish)
Lineage: Eukaryota; Metazoa; Chordata; Actinopteri; Salmoniformes; Salmonidae
Product: RAF proto-oncogene serine/threonine-protein kinase-like
Exons: 19
Coding region: 639-2687 (682 amino acids)
Biological process (GO): signal transduction; protein phosphorylation
Cellular component (GO): cytosol; mitochondrion; plasma membrane
Molecular function (GO): protein kinase activity; ATP binding
Source: RefSeq, a predicted model, not a curated record